AUUUACUAUCUUAAUUAUAUAAUUCAUAAUCAAUUUAUAAUCAAUAAAUACAAUUUAUAAUUGUAAUAAACAGAUUGCACAUAUAAAUUGGUAUAUAUGUAUAUACUUGUAUAUAUAUAAAUAUAAAAUAAAUAUGUUUGUAUGAUAAUGUGCCUGUUUCAUAUAUAAUGCAAUUAUAAUCUGAUCUAUGUAGAUUAAGUUAAACUCAAACGUAUUUCUUAGUCAAUAAAUGUAUAUGUUACCAAAGCUAUAUACAUAUAUAGGCAAUUUAGAACUAUAUUACUCUGUGGAAGGAGUAUUUUUCCCCUCUUAGCGUAUUCCCCUCAAGUGAAACGAUUUAUUCGAAUGCAUCUACAUGUGAACAAAUUGUAAAUUUAUAUAGUCCUAAUAUUCGUAUCAUAAUCAUUGUUUGUAAUAUUGAGUUUUUGUAUAUUUAUUUGAUGUUGACUGUUAUGAAAAAAAGUGAUAAGCGUGCACUGUUAAGAAGACAUUUAUUUCAUACGUACGACGCAAUAAUGAUCGAUGUAUAAAACUAGAUACACAGAGAAAAUAAAAGUACCCACGCCAUAUUUGUUUUUGAAGGAAUUUGCUUUAUGUUUAAUUUACGAAAUAGAGUCAAAAUGUUGGUUAGAAAACAAGUAGAAAUACAUACAUCAAUUUAAUCUUUAAAGGAUAAAAUGUAUGUUUUAUAUAAAAUUAUGAAAUAUGAGAUAUGUUGAUAUUACAAAUAGAGCAAUUUUUUAUACCUUUAAGAUUUUGGUUGUAAGAAUAUAAUUUGUUAAAAAAUAACAUAAGUGAGAAAGCAGUUUGUAAUUAACUGUUUAUAUAUGCAGUACACAUAUUUUUAUUCAUUGCCUGUUAUAAAAUGGCUACAAAUGAUGCUUUAAUGACCUUUCUUGCAAACACUGUUCAAGAAAAUGAAAAGAUAUUACAGGAGUCAUGUCUCAAAAGUCAAAUAAAUAUUAAACAUAAGAAAGAUUAUGACAAGUUGUUUAUCAGACUUAAUUACAUCUGUCAAAUGAAAGCAACCAAAGACGGAGUGCAGUUAAAUUCUUGGUGUAAAAAAAAUGUUAUAAGUUAUAUAUAUGGACCUAUCUCAGGAUUUCCAUCUGGUUCAUGGUGGGGUAUCCGUAUGGAUUGUUCUAGAGAUCGUGUUCAUGACCCCUUCGAUGAAAAUAUUCAAAAUGGACCAUUUGGAGUUACUUCAAUUUGUACUUCAAAUAUUAACCUAAAUGAAGAUGUAGAUUUGGGUAAUUUUCUUACUCUUACAGGACAAAAGUAUUCUGUUGGUACAUUAGAAAAAGAUCCGCUUAUUAAAAAUUAUGAAAAUCAAGUACCAGUGAGAUUAAUUAGAAGCUAUAAUUUAUUCAAUGACUUUGCACCUAAAACAGGUUAUAGAUAUGAUGGUUUGUACAUUGUAACAAACUUUUGGAUAGGUGUAAAUACAGAUUCUAUAAAAUAUUAUAAAUUUGCUUUGUCACGUUUAAACGAUCAAGAGCCACCUUCGUGGAGUACCAAACUGGCUCCUUUGGCUAUAAGUAAUCAUCUAUCUACUUUACAUUCUUCUUCUACACCUUUACAAAACUGCUUAAAAAAUUCUGUUCCAAACAUGUAUGAAUUUAAAAAAUAUUCACAUGGUUCUGAAUUUAUAAUUCAAAAAGGGAAACAUGAAAACUCAGAUGGAUUUUUACAAACUCAAAAUAUUGAAAACAAAAAGGUAGAUGAAACAAAGAAAGGUGUAAUUGAAAGUGCAAUAGUGACUCGCCAUGUAUUUAAAAAGUUAAAUAAUAAUACAGAGUGUACAAUAAAUAUACCAAACAUGCCUAUUAUGCCAGAAAACAAAUCAUUAACUCAUAUUGGAAACAAAGGAUCUAAAACCCAUAAUACAAAUAUUUCUAUACGUACAGGAUUAUAUAAUUCAUCUCACAGCACACAAAACGAUAGUAAGAAAAAUACUUCAUCACUAUUUUGUAGAACAGUUAAAGCAAUUAAUAUUGUAAAAACUAAUCAACACAUAGAAAGUUGGAAUUUAUCCAACAAAGAUAAAAAUAAAAAUCUAGAUGGUAAAGCUCAAACAAUCAUAUCAAACGAAUUUCCUAAGCGUGUUAAUUAUAUUUCUCUUAACUCUGUAAAACCAGAAUUAAUGAAAAUAAAAUUUCCUAAAGGUGUCAAUGCAGAAAUAAACAGCGAUACAAAUGAUACAAGUUUAAAUUCUUGUUAUAGACUUGAAUGCAAUAGUAGACAUAAAGAAAUAACUAAUGAUUCCAAAGACGUGUGUAACAAUAUCGUAAAUUCAUCCAAUACAACAACUAAUAUGUUAAACAUGACAAACUGUAUGUAUAAAAAUGAAAUUUCACCACAUAAAAUGAUAUCCAAAGAAUUACAGCAAUUCAAAUCAAUUGAUUUAUUGCCACCAGAUAAAAUUGUUCAUUUGAUUAACAGCAAAAACCAUCCUUUGUCAAAAUUACUAAUGGGUAAUAUGAUAGGGUUAACGUCAGAACAAUCUGUAGCAUUACAAACAGAAGACGUAAUAACAACCAAGCCAGAAAUCAAAGAUAAGGUAGUAACUCGAAAUAGUGGUAAAGAAGAAAUGAAAGAAAGGACUAAAUUUGAAGUUAUUUCAGAUGAUUUAAAUGGAUCAAGAUGUUACAAAUUUAGAAGACGCAGAAAACUGUCUAGAAAAACAACAAAUAAGUCAGAGAUGCUAAAAUAUAAUAAAAUACAUAAUGAAAAGUUUAAAAAAGAAGCAGUACAGUCUUUAGAUAUCUUAGAAUAUCCUGGAAAAAGUAGAGAGAAAACGGAUAUUUGCAAGAAUUUAAAAAAUAAAAGUAUAAAAAAAAAAACAGUACAAAAGAGAGAACUGUCAGAUUCAACAAGAUAUAUUAAGAAGAAUGCUGGAAGUACAAUAGGAGCAAGAAUACAUUUACAAGCUGUGAGAAAAAUUGAUUCUUCAAUAAAGAAACAUAUAAAUAAAAAAAAAAUAAGAGAAAUUACAAAUUUAUUAAUAGAUGCAAAAAUUGGACCUAAGAUACGUGGUCCACGAUAUAGAAGAUUGCGUUGUAUUAACAAAUGUACAGAACAAUCAUGUGAACAUUUUAAUACUGCAAUGUAUACAUUGAACAAAUGUAAAGUUAAUUCAGAACAAUCUACUUUCCAAGAUAGAAAUAAACUUACAAAAAUGACUCACUGUAAACGUGUUAAAAGUCAAACUAGGAAUGUUAAAAUGUCAAAAACAUUAAAUUUUAAUCAUAGUAAAAUUGGCAAGAAUCUCACUACGUCUAAAAAAGCAGAUAAGAAUUAUAUUGCAAAACCGGCUAUAAAUAAUAAUAAUAAUAAUAAUAUGAAAAAUAAUGACAAUGAUAACGUUGAUAAUAAUAAGAGAGAUCAGAAUAAAAGAUCAAGAUAUAUAAAAAAAAAUGUGAAAAUUGUAGAAAAUAACGAUACAACGAUUAAAAAUCGGAAAAGAAAACUGAUGCAAACAAUUUGCAGAGAUUCAAAAUGCAAUAAAAUUAAUGAAGAAUUGCAAAAGAGCUAUAAAAAAGAAAUUUCAAAACCAUGUAAAACAGAUGCUGUUACUCAAUGUUCUCUCCUUCCAGAACCUGCAAUAAAGAAUCUGAAAUUGAACGAUUUCGUGCAAAAUAACGUUCGUAAUGAACAAUAUACAUUUAUUAAAAUAGAAUACGGUAGUGAUUUUAAAGAUAUGAAAUCUGAAAUAUAUGAAACUACAAAGUUAGGUGAUAAAAAUAGAGGCCAUCAUUCUACAUUUCGAUCAUCUACAAAAAAAUGUGUAUCUUGUACAGAAACUGCAUCUAAUUUACAGCAUCCCAUAAAUUCAAAUGUAUCGUUAAGUAGCAAUACUUUGAGUACAAAAGAACAAAAUAAAUUUUCACCUGAAAGGGUAUCUGCAUUUGUACCUGUUAACAUCCCGGAUAAUGAUCUAAAAAUUGCUCGUUUAAGGUCAAUAGGAUUUAAACCAAUUGAUUUUAGUAAUAGCGAUGAAGGUAUUAACAGUCAAGAUAAAAGAAACAAAGUACUAAAACAAAACGUUACCGAAAAAUACAAUAAAUACACAAAUGAGGAAAACGAUAUUGUCGUUUAUAUGGAUGAUGAAUUACAAUAUCAAGAUAUUGAGGAUGAGGACAAAAAUUCUUCAUCUACCAGAGAUAAAACUUUGAAUUCAAAAAUGUAUACUGAACAAUUAAAUAAAAUGAUUUUAGAAAAAGAACCAUACAAUUCACUAUUAGAACAAGAUCUAGAAUCACCAUGGCAUGGGUGGAAAAAGAUUGUAACAAAUAAAGAUACAUAUUGGAUAGGUUGGUAAAUAGAUUGUAAUAAAUAUUGUACUAUUGUAUUUACACACACGUAUGUGUGUAUAUACAGAUUUUCUGCAAAAAUAAGGCUGUAAAAUGUUAAGUUAUUUUUUCCACUAAUAGCUGUAAUAUUUGAUGCUAUUAAUGCAAUUUAUGCAAUAUACUUUUUGUAAGGCAAUUAGAUCCAAUCUUUUAUUCAACUAUAUAUUUAAAUUAGUCCAAUUAUUUUCAUUGCGUUUUUGUGAUCAAUGAAUCAGUAGUAAAAACUAAAACUAAUAUAAACAAUACUAAUUGUAUAAAAUGAUUUAUUUUGACAAAUGAAUUGUAAUGUUAUUCUGUGGAGCAGAAUAGUAUGUCCUCUCCAUAGAAAUUCAUAUAUACACAAUUUACUCUCUUGUAUAGAAAAUAAAGUUCAAUUAAGAUUUCGA
Molecule: messenger RNA, 4738 nt
Organism: Bombus huntii
Lineage: Eukaryota; Metazoa; Arthropoda; Insecta; Hymenoptera; Apidae
Product: MATH and LRR domain-containing protein PFE0570w-like
Exons: 3
Coding region: 866-4321 (1151 amino acids)
Biological process (GO): negative regulation of gene expression via chromosomal CpG island methylation; protein ubiquitination
Molecular function (GO): ubiquitin protein ligase activity
Source: RefSeq, a predicted model, not a curated record